AGUGGAUCUCGUGUGCCUUUACCUAUCCUAUCUUUGUUUAACUUUCGACGAAAAACAAGGAUGGAAAUAAUUCCGUGAGCGUUGCGAACGGCAAAUGGAAUUUACUCAAGCCGGAACUCGCUGCUGUUGUGCACAUCCCCUUUACCGCGCUUGUAGCAUGCUGUAAGAGAUUCAAAACCAAAAACUGCGAACAUACUGCCAUGCGUACGAUCAGAUAAUACCGGAGAGAACUGACUGUAUUAUUGUCGAGUACAUAUUUGUUUGAUGAUAAUUUGCUGAACAAAAUGAAGACCAAACCGACUCGUCACAAGGAAGCGAACACCUUUCGGUUAAAACCAUUUUCCGAAAGAGUUGCGGAAAUCGAUGUCGAUGUUUUUCACCGUGUGGCGCAUCGAAAUGAAGACGAUUCGGAAGAUGUUGAAACUUAUUUCCACGAGACGCUUCAAAAAUGGAACGGCCUCAAUCUGACGGACGGUUAUACCGUCUUCAAGAGACAAGUGCGUGAUAUUGUUACGUUGCCUCAAUUGCUUCACGAAAAGCAACGUGUGAUCGAUACGCUUAUGGAAUAUCUGAAGAAACGAGAUUCCUUAUUUUUACAGCCAAUUUUAGAAUUAAUUGUGGCCGUAGCCAAAGAUCUUCGGAAAGAGUUCUACGAAUAUUUUCCAGAAUUCUUAUCUCAAAUGAUCGAUUUGUUGCAAACCAAAGAUUCUGAGCAAAUAGAACAUACGUUUACAGCUUUGGCUUAUCUGUUCAAAUUUCUUUGGCGAUAUCUGAUAAAAAAUGUGAGAGUUGUUGUUUCUCUGUUGCUACCGUUGCUGGCUGACACUCAGCCCGCUUAUAUUAACAGAUUUGCUGCGGAGAGUUUUGCAUUUGUGGUUCGUAAGAUCAGAGAUAAAGAAUCCUUUGUAAAACUGGUUCUACGUAUUUUGAAAGAUAACGAGUGUGGGAUACAAGGUUGUGGAAAGUUGCUGUUCGAGGUUGUAUCAGGCACACCAGGACAAUUUCACUCCUGCGGCGAGCAAAUGUUGUCGCUUUAUUUCGAUGCUCUGAAGGAUGAGUCUGUUGAUCAGAAGCUCGCUUUCGAGGUGUUGGGAGAGAUCGUGACCUGCAUUUUGCAAAACGUACAUCCACAAAAAUGCACCGUUAUGUGGAAUGUAAUAUUGAAGGUGACGGAUGUGUUUGUGGAAAAUUCAAAAUCGUUGGAAUCCUCCGAGAGGGAACAUCCUUUGGUCCUGCUUCUGCGUCUUGUACAUAUCGUUAUCAACUAUAAAAACGGAACGUUCGUGACUGACGUUGUGUCAUUGAUCAAAAGAUUCACUGUUAUUAUUGACACAUCAAGUGAAGACAACAAUAUAUUGGAAGAAGUUUUGAAUGUGUCUGCUGCCGUUCUCUCAGCGUCCGCUGUCAAGAUAAUGCAAGAACAUUCGAGUCACUUACUGUUAAAAAUCAUGGCGGUGAAUAACACGGAAUUGUUGCACUCUACCGUUGAAAAGUUAAUUAACUAUUCGUCGUUCGAAAUUCUGAUAUUACCUCACGUAUUGAAACGAAGCUUCUCUAUCGGAUUUGACGUUAAGACGUUGCUUUUGUUCGGCAAGAUAAUUCUCGCAAAAUCAUCGCCUUGUCUCAGCGGCGUAACUCUGAGCAAAUGGAGAAAGUAUAUUCUAGAUGUACGUAAUAUGAAAACUGAGAACGUGGAUUAUUUCUCGAGAGAAUUGAAAACGCUGUCCACCGAUAACGUUUCGCUCGACGCAAUGAGAAUUUUGUUAAUUUUACCGCAUAUGAAACCGCUGCAAGAAGAGUUUAAAGAGCUUUUGAAGGAUGGAUUACAAUUCUCGUACAAGAAGAUAUUGGAACACGACGGUUGUACCGUGGAAGAUACGUCAGAUGUUAAGAAAACUGCUUUUAUAUUUUUGUUAAUACUGGAAUCGAUGAUACACAUUUCGGAACCGAACGAUCUGCACGAGUUUCUGAUCAAAUCCGACAUAAAACUGCUUGAUCUUGUUAAAAAACAUCACGAUAACAAGUACGUCUUGAACGCGAUAGAUCUUUGCUUAACUUAUUUUGCCGCGUCGGAGCAUCAUUCGUUCUACAUCAACGGUGUGUCGUUUGACACGUUAAACGAUAAUAUAGCGAAGAAAAUGAGUUCGCCCUACGGUGAUGUUCGGUUGAUUGUGUCGCAUAUAUAUUCCUUGUUCUCCAACGUCGAAGAGUUGAGAAAGUCUUCGAGACAAGGUGAUGGUAAAAGCGCCAUGGAACUCGUCUACCUAGUGGAAUCUGAAUCCGUAUCGAUACAAAGUUAUCGAACAAAGUUGUUGCACCUGCAAGCUCUGGGAUUUCGGACCAGCGCGAUAGCCAAUCUAGAUCCGAGGUAUUACGAAUUUCCACUGCGUUGUCUGAUAGGCAAUUUGUUCGUCAAUUUCUCUCUGCUCUGGGAACCCGUGAGCGUGAUAAUAGCCGAUUACGGUAACGCGGAGUGUCCGCAGUUCUGGCCGACGUUUUUAACCGAACUGACGUCCAACAAUGUGCAAUCCACAAUCGAAAGAGAACCAUCGUUCGAUUGUCCGAUCAUCUCGUCUCUGGAAAUGUCGAUAGAAAGACACGACGACAAGCCUGACUUCAAUAAUUACAAGAUUCUUCUUUGGAAGUGUAUGGCGCAUUUCUCGCAUUACGCCGAGACGAAGAACAGAGAUCUAACCGGAUUGUUUAUCGACUUCGUGAACACGAAUUUCUUCAAAUCCAACACCGAAGACGGCAAGUCCCUGUCUCUUCUCUCUUGCAACGUUGAGAAGAAGCGCGAGAAACCGAUCGACGCGACGGAUAACGUGACGGACGACGAAACCGACGACGAGGAUAUUGAAGAAACGAGAGCCACGCAAGCGAACGCCAAAGACAGAAAUCACAAGGUGAAGCUCUUGAUCGCUCAGAUGGAAAUAUUCGACAAGGUGCGGAAUCCGAAAAUGUUGCACAGAGAAGCGGAAAUGCGUCAGAUCUACUUGGACUUGCUUUCUUCGAAAAACGCCGACGUACAGAGAGCCGCUUUGAAUUGUCUCUUCGCGUACAGGUUCAAGUAUCUUUUGCCGUACAAAGACAAUCUCUACAAUUUGGUGAGCGAGAAGAAUCUGAAGAACGAGCUCGCGCGUUUCAAGUUGGACGAAGAGAGCAACAUGAUAGAGAAGGAACAUCGUGACGAUCUCGUGCCGAUUGUAAUGAGAAUAAUCUACGCGAAGAUGAUCAUGAAGACCGGUAUGAGAACCGGCGGGAAAGCCGGUGGAUUCGCACGGCGAAAGCUCAUACUGCGCUUCUUGAGCGGCACGCAGGAGGACGAGAUGAUCGCGUUCGUCAAAAUGGCGUUUAAAUCUUUCAAGUACAUGUCGUCAAACGAGUCGUUAAAUUUGAGACAAUACACCGAGAACAUCGUCAACGCGAUCGAUCUGAGAAACGUUAUGCCGCCCAAACGCAUGCAGAGCGCCGUGAAUCUGCUGACGAUUCUGAUGGAGCAAUUCGGCGGGAAAAUGUGCACGAGAUUGUUACCUUGCUUGUUCAGACUAUUGAUCUGCAUCCUGGCAGAGGUGACCGGCAUUCUGCGGAGAUCGGACGAGGUUUACUCGGGCUAUCUGCUCUCGAUCAAGAACGUGAGGACAAGCUGCAUCGGCGUGCUGGCCAGAUUUUUCACUCACUUCGAGAACUACGAUUGGACGCGGCACGAGAUAGACGCGCUCUACCAAGUCGCGAUAUUUCCCUGGUUACAGAAGUUACCCGUCGAGAGCAUACACAGUCCCACAGCUCUGCUCAAGUUGUUCAUGGCGUGGGGCGAAAAUUCACGGUACUAUCCGCUGUUCGUGAAGUACCGGGAGGGUGACGAAUCGAUCACUCCUCUUCCUUACAUCGUGCAGCUGCUUUUGAAUCCCAAGACGCACCAGUCCGUCGUCAAUGCCAUUCUAGAGAUAAUUGUGAAGAUGUUGACGCUGCAGGAUUACGGCAAGACCGACGAGGACGCGAUGCAGGUGGACGACGUGCCGUUUUUACCUCUGACAUCGGUGCUCACCGACAAUCUGCUCGAGGUGGACAAAACGGCUCUCGCGAACGGCGUCAAUUACGGAUCCGCCGUUCUUCUGCCGCAUAUUCCUCGUAUUCUGGAAUUCAUGAAGAACAAAUUAGCGAGAUCGAACAAGACCGUGAACAAGACCGAGCUGGUCAUAUUGUCGCGCAUUUCCGAAUUCGUCACAGAUGCCGAGACAUGCGACACCGUUGUGAAACUGAUACUGCCCAUACUGAUAAAAAAAGCGGCGUUCGGCGGCAACGAGGAAACCGUCACGAAACUGUUGACGACAGUUAUCAAUCUCCUGAGAAUCGUGAAACAGCCGGAGAUUCAUGUGCGCGCCGUCGCGCCGCUGAUAGGUCUCGUGUCGGACGUGCCCGCUCGCAAACUUCUUCUGCAACUGUUCAGCACAAUUGCCGAGAGAUCGUCGGAGGAUCAUCGCGAGACGAUGACGCGAGAGCGCGACGUUCUGAUGGCCCUUAACGCCUGGGAUCGCAAGUGGAUCGAACAGCCUGAUUUCCAGAAGAGAUUGGACGCUUUCGGAGAGAUCAGCAGAAUGGUCGAGGAAAACGCGAUCACAUUGGAAUUCGGCGUGAUCGCGAUACACAAUUGCUUUUACUUCUUGAAAAACGAGUCGGAUUUAGCGACGAAGGAUUACUCCGGUCAGUGUCUGAAGCUCGUCGGACCGAAACUGGCUAGGCAGCAUCAGAGCGAUGCCGCGAACAGACGUUACCUGAUGGACGACACGAUUCUGGCGCUCACGAGAAAGGGAAUCACGAGCAAGAACGAAACUGUUCGGUUGCAGUCGAUGGCGUUUCUGGGACACAUGACUCUGGAAUGCGCGGACGUGCAUCCGAUCUUGCGCGACUUGUCUCUGCUAGCCAGUCGAACCGAUCCCGAGGUCGAUUUCUUCGAGAAUAUGCAACAUCUGCAGUUGCACAGAAGAGCUCGAGCUUUGUUGAAGUUCUGCAACGUCGCCAAGACUUUAGAGAAACCGUUCAAUCCCAAGACUCUGACGCAAUUUAUUCUUCCUCUUUGCUCGUCGUACUUAUGCAACGAGGCGUUCGUUCACAAGAACAGUCUCAUCGACGCCUCUAUCGAGACUCUCGGAAUGGUGUGCAGACUCUUACCGUGGCAUCACUACGAGAUCAUUCUGAGACAUUAUCUGAGCAAGCUCAGAAGCUCCAUGGAGUUUCAGAAGCAAGUUGUCAGAAUAGUGGUCGCGAUAUUGGACUCGUUUCAUUACGAUCUCUCCAAGUACAAAUCAGAUAUUUCGCUAAGUGAAAUCUCUUCGGUGAAAACCGAAAGUAACAACGCUGUCGUUGGCGAGGAAGAAACUGGCAAAGCGAUCAGCGAAAACGUUGACAAUAUUGUGAGCGCGGAUGUGUUGGAAAUUGAGGAAAAUUUGGACGAAGCGCUGAACAACGAGGAGAACGACGCCGAGAACGUUGAGGAAGUUGCAGAAAAGAGCGAAACGAUGAAAGAAAAUGUGUCGAUAAUCGAGAAACAAACGGUACUUUCUCAGUGCGGGGCGAGAAAAGUUGUGUUCAGCAUAUCGAGGUGCAUGCUGCCUCAGUUACAUCAGUCAAUCGUAGCCAGAACUCGGCACGACAGCAAUCAUAAAAUCAACAAGAAGAAAAUCGCAUCCGAGACGGAAGAGGACGAUUUGCUGCGAGUUCCCAUUGCACUGGCGUUCGUCAAAUUGUUACAGAAGUUGCCCGAGAGUCUUCUAGACGCAAAUCUGCCCGGAAUUUUUAUGAAACUGUGUGUAUUUCUUAAAUCGCGCAUGGAAUCGGUUCGACGUGUAACUCGGGAAAUACUGCAAAAGAUCAUGGUAACAUUGGGACCGAAGUAUCUUCAUUAUCUCUUGAGGGAAUUGAACACGCUGCUGACCAAGGGUUUCCAGGUGCACGUUCUCGCGUACACGGUGCAAUCCGUGCUGGUCGCACUGAAGCCCUAUUUUCAGCAAUUCGACAUUAAUAACAAUUUACAAAGCAUCCUGUCCGUGUGCAAGAUCGAUCUGUUCGGAUUGACCGCGGAGGAAAAGGAGGUGGCCGGUAUUGUCAGAAACGUGUCGGAGGCGAAGAGCACCAAGAGCUACGACAUCUUUCACAUAUUAGCGGAAUUCAUAACGGAUUCGUGUCUGUUGGAUUUGAUACUGCCGUUGAAGGAAGUGCUGAUGAAAACUCAUUCGCACAAAACGAUAUACAAAGUCACGGAGUGUCUGAGAAACGUAACUCUAGGACUCGCGGAUAACGCUUACAUACCGAUGGAACGCAUGCUCGUGUUUCUCUACGGUGUUAUCUCGGACAGUAUACCAAGUCUCACGUCUGAUAAGGAAAACAAAAAACCCACGAAAGAGGAAACGAGAGCCUCGGUGUUGGAGGAAUCCGACUGGUACAUCAUACCGCCGGAACCCAAGAACAGAAUGGGUUUUAAAACCGCGGCUAGAACCACCAAGCACACCAAUGUUCACGUAAUUAUAGAAUUCGGUCUGAAAUUGUAUCACAUACUGUUGAAACGGGACAAAGUCUCCAGUUCGGAGUACAAAUCUUAUUUAGAACCUUUCGGAUUGGUUUUGAGCAAUUGUUUGGAUUCUCAGUACGUUCAGUUAAGUACUGUCGCGUUACAAUGUCUGAACUGGAUGCUCAAGAUGGACUUGGCGUCGAUACAAUCGUCGAUGUCGAAAAUCUGCAACGCCAUGUUCGAGAUUCUGCACAAAUACGCUGCCCCGGGAUUGAGCAAGGGAAAUAAUUUCGAUCUCGUGAUGGCCACGUUCAAGUGCAUGUCCGUGAUCGUUCGCGACGUGAAGCACUUCAACAUCAGCGCCGAUCAACUCAAGAUUCUCAUUUUGCACGCGGAGCAAGAUCUUUACGACACGGACAAGCAAGCCUCCGCGUUUACCUUGCUCAAGGCCAUAAUUCAUCGGAAGAUGAUCGUUCCCGAAAUGUACGCCGUUAUGGACAAAGUAGCGAUGCUGAGCAUCACCUCGGAAUUGGAACACGUCAGGUUGCAAUCGCGUUCCGUGUUCUAUUCGUAUCUGAUGGAAUAUCCUCUGGGUAAACACUUGGAAAAACACAUAUCUUUUUAUCUCACCCAACUGAGUUACGAGGUUCAAACGGGCCGAUUGAGCGCGCUGGAAAUGAUCCACACUAUCGUCACGGGAUUUCCGUUGAAAACUCUGAUAAGCAGAGUCGGCAUUAUAUUCUUGAUGACCGGUUCGCGAUUGGUGAACGACGACGAUCCGACUUGCCGCAAACUCUGCGCAAAGUGUAUAAAGGAAAUGCUCGUCCGUAUACCGCCUAACGAAAGAAACAAACUAUUCGACUUGAUUCUUCAGUGGCUAAGCGAAACCAAAAUAAUACACCGAACAUUGGCGGCGCAGUUGUGCGGUAUAUUUGUAACUGUGGAAAAAAACGACUUCGACUCGCGAUUGAUCAAACUGUUGCCGUUGUUGUUGAAGCAGUUCCAGACUUCUCACAAGGAACAACCGAAAAAAUUCGCGAGGCUAAACAAAGCGUUUCGCAUAGCAAAAAAUUCCAUAUCGAAGGAUCCGGAAAGAAUGAAGGACCAUCAUUUAUAUCAGGUGUUACAGUUGCUGUUGAAAAUAUCGGCGUACUGCACGUCCUUUCUUACGAGCGAGAAGUACAAGGACUCCGUCAGCUCGUUUGCUGAAUACGGUCAAUCUUUGUUGGCUCAUCCGCACAUCUGGGUUCGACUGGGGGCCGCACAGUUGAUCGGUUUUAUUCUGGCCGCUCUUGACGUUGAUAAAAUUGUAGAGCUCUUGAAUAAUCCAGAGAACGACAACGCGAAAGAGGGCUACAUGUAUUCGAAACCUAUUGACACUCUGCGGAGUUUGGUUUUAGAUCUAAUAGCGCAACUCCAUCCGGACAUGACGUUCGAGGAGUUAGCGGAUCAAGUUGUGAAGAAUUUAAUCUUCACAACAAAGAUAUUAAAAUCAAUCGAAGAAUCCGCAAGUAAAAGUGACGACGAUGAUGCAAAUGAAACGAAGGAUAGUAACAAUUUGUCUCUUCUCUGGCUCAUCAGAAAACUGAGAAGAGCUGUUAAUGUGGAAAUAACACAAGCUCCUAAAUCAACAUCAGUGCGAACUGCGGUGUUCAAGUGCAUUGCGGGAAUAUUGGCCACAGUACCUGUGGAGUAUCUGAACGGAAUACUCUUCAAUAUCAUGUCUCCAUUGGUGCGAGAGAUAGCCACGACAGAAGAAACGAACGCAGAAUUAUUACGCCGACUUGCCAAAGAAGUAGCUGCUAUGAUUAAAAAGUCCAUAGGAAACGAGGAAUAUACUAAAUUAUUGAAUCGAGUGCAACAGAAGUUCGAUAUUAAGAGAGCGGAAAGAAGAAAAGUUCGCACACAACAGUUCGUGACUAAUCCCGAGCUGGCGGCCAAGCGUAAAUUGANUAGACAACAAAAGAAAAAAGAGGCGAAGAAAAGAAAAUUAGACAAUAUAAGAGGAAACAAACCAGUAAAAAAACGUAAGAAGAAAGUAGAGUCAGAUGAAGUGUAACUCUCUCUAAUAAGUUGCGUGUGAUUGUGCGCGAUGUGUGUGUAAAUAAAUAAAAUUAAAAAAUAUAAAUGAAUACAAAUUUAUAUACAUUUUUAUAGAAUUUGUAAAAUGUACAUUUCCACGUGUGAUGAAUUUUUUUAGAUAUUAAAUUUUACACCGACUGUAUACUUGUACAUAAAUUUUAUUAUAUUAAUUAGAUAAGCUCGUGAAAAAAAGAGAAUAUUCAGGUUCCAAAGUUAGCGCGAUUAAUAUAUAGGUUAGUCUUGUAUAUAUGUAUCAAUACAAAUGAUCAAAA
This is a messenger RNA of Pseudomyrmex gracilis, 8859 nucleotides long. RefSeq names its product small subunit processome component 20 homolog. Bases 285 to 8564 code for a protein of 2759 amino acids. The record is from RefSeq and is a predicted model, not a curated record. The transcript is spliced from 8 exons. Gene Ontology annotation, cellular component: 90S preribosome; nucleolus; small-subunit processome. NCBI's taxonomy places the organism in Eukaryota, Metazoa, Arthropoda, Insecta, Hymenoptera, Formicidae.